Messenger RNA from Truncatella angustata, 2527 nucleotides. Its product is annotated as fungal-specific transcription factor domain-containing protein. Gene Ontology annotation, molecular function: zinc ion binding; DNA-binding transcription factor activity, RNA polymerase II-specific; transcription cis-regulatory region binding. The coding region runs from base 436 to 2172 and encodes 578 amino acids. Gene Ontology annotation, cellular component: nucleus. The transcript has a single exon. The record is from RefSeq and is a predicted model, not a curated record. Lineage: Eukaryota; Fungi; Ascomycota; Sordariomycetes; Amphisphaeriales; Sporocadaceae. Gene Ontology annotation, biological process: positive regulation of transcription by RNA polymerase II.
GCAAGUGUGUCGGUUGUAAAUUGUUGAAGCGAUUGUAACCGUGUGUCGCAUUGGUAUAAGUUUCCAUUAAAUGAUUUAUUAACUUCUAUCAAAAGUCAUCUCUGUGACUGACAGGGGGUUGCCAAUCUUUUGUUCAAUCCGACUAUAAUUACACCAAGUCCGCCGGGAAGCGGUCCCGCGCGGGAUGUAGCACGCCCCGUUUAGACGUGCUUACAUAGCAAUCUUAUAGUGCCAAUCAGGGCCGAAACAUCACGUUUCGAUAUAAUGUACGUAUGUUGCCAUCAUUCGCAUGAACACUCCAUAAGAUAUUCAUCAAUCAAGACAAUAUUGCGGCAGGCCUGCAAACACGGCAUUGCGUGCGUGCAUGCGCGCAGAACAUUUUCCAGAACCUGAUGGAAACGAGACAUUAGGGCAAUCUUUAGAAAGAUCGCUUAGAUGCCGAGAAUAAACUUGAGGAAUUGUUGGACGUGUCGGCUCCGACACAAGAAGUGUGACGAGGCCCAGCCAACCUGCCGAACAUGCGCAGAUCUAGAGAUAACGUGCUACUAUAGCGAAGCCCCACCAGAAUGGAUGGACGACGGCAGCAGGCAAGAGGCCAUGGUCGAGCAACUCAAGGCCGAAGUUAAGACCAAGGCGCAUCAACGGCGUGGUCGGAAAGCUUUGCAACGUAUUGGGGCCGACUUGCACUGCGCAUCCGGGCCCGUCAACUCGAUAUGUGGCAGCUCUCCACCUCCAAACAACCCAUUAGGUCCAAAUGAGCGGCCCCGAACGUCUAGCCAGCAAUGCAGUAUCCCAGCUUCCGAACCAUCACUUAUCCCCCCUGAACCAAGUACCCUGUUGCCCCUGCCGAAAACGACGGACUCCGAUGUUGGUCUGGUCAUUGCCUAUCUGGACUAUGUCGUCCCACUGCUGUUCCCAUUCUACCAACCACCAAUAUCUGCAGGGGGUCGGGCAUGGCUUCUGGCAGAAAUAGUCCGAAGCGACGCCUUCCGUCUUCACACAAACGCUCUAACAUCACAUCUCUUAUCCGUGAUCCCCAGUCGGCCGGAGAUCAUGAUGCCCUGCUUUCAGUUAUAUUCAUUGGAAAACACACAGAGCCAAAGAAGCAUGGCUGUCGAGCACCUCCAAGAUGAACUGGAGGAUUUGAAGCGACGUGGUGCCCACGACAAUCUCCGCCGAAGCACUUCAGCGAUCAACAGCAUAACCCGUCUAAUUGACAUAGAGAGAGUCCUGGCCAAGGAGGAUGUGUGGCAAGUCCAUCUUCGCGCGGUGCUCGGUGUUCUCGACGACAUUCUCCGACAACCUGCUAGAUUCGAAGUUUCCACCUGGCUAAUGGUCCUGGGACAACUUUCCCAACCACCACAUUCGACUGAACAUCAGACGUGGAGUGCUCCACGGGCAUCUUUCCGAUUCUCAGCGGCAAAUCUUGUGGUCUGCGACAUCCUCGCUAGCACUUCUCUGGAACAGCCACCUGUAUUGAUCAACCACUACAGGAACCUGCUGCAUCACGACGACAGAAGCAACGCGGACACGAGCACUUUACAAUUGUCAGACAUCAACGGCUGCCAGAACUGGGCCAUGCAGCUUCUCGGUGAAACUGCCGCCCUCGACGCGUGGAAGAAGGAGCAGAGGAGGGCCAGCGGCGCCCCAUAUGCCGAAGCGCUCCAUCGCCGCGGAGCGGGCAUCCAAGCCAGGCUGCAGGAUGGGCUCGCCCGCCUCGUCCAGUCUCCAGAAGAGUGCGGCGGCGUCAUGGCUCUGGAUACCGUAACCGCGCGGCCCGCUCCCCUGGGCUCCCUCGUCACGCGCUUGUGGGCACAUGCCUCGCUUGUGUAUUUGCACGUGGUCCUCCACGGCUGGCAGCCGUUCAAAGGCGAGAUACGCCGCGCGGUGUCCCAGGGCAUCGACAUCCUCGACGAGCUAUCCCCCACGAUCGCGCAUCUGCGGACCCAAGCCUGGCCCAUCUGCGUCGUCGGGUGCCUGGCCACAGAGCAGCAGAAGGCCGUCCUUCGUCGCCUCUGGGACAAGCUGGGGCCGUUGUCGGGAUUCGGAUCGAUCAGUAUCGUUAUGGAGAUUCUGCAGCGUGUCUGGUCUACCAGGCCUCUCUAUGACCUGGAUCGUUGGGAUAUAUCAGCGUGCCUGAACGUGCUGGGCCGUAAGGUGUUGUUAAUCUGACCUUAAAAAGGGACCGGGGGUAAAAAGUUUGUGUACAGAAAAGCCCCCUGAAGGUCUGAGGACGGAUCCAUACUCGACAUCCCUGACAUUGGCGGGCAUGCGCACUGUCAUCGAAGGUGACCUUGGCGACUAAGCUAUCGCGGUGCCAGCUGUGUCGAGAGGACUCUGCUGUCGCUACGUGAAACACUCGAGAUGUAAAGAUUCCACAUAAAGCUGUUGCAACUACUCGCCAAGAACACCAACCUGGAUUGGCAGUCGUCGCGUGGAUGGCUGGAAGCCGCCUCAGAAAUGGACGAUAUUAGGAUUUGCUACAAUGCACCACACGAAAAAUAUGCAGUUGAUCAUAAAAGGCACC